AUGAAGCUUGUGGUUCGUGUGAUCGAAGCAAAGAACUUGCCACCGACGGAUCCUAAUGGGUUGAGUGAUCCGUACGUGAGGCUACAGUUGGGGAAGCACAGGUUCAGGACCAAAGUGAUCAAGAAGAGUUUGAAUCCAAAGUGGAAUGAGGAGUUUAGCUUUAGGGUGGAUGACCUUAAUGAGGAGUUGGUUAUAUCUGUUAUGGAUGAAGAUAAGUUCUUCAACGAUGACUUUGUAGGUCAACUUAGGGUGCCAAUUUCAAUUGUUUUUGAGGAGGAGAUCAAGUCCCUUGGCACUGCUUGGUAUUCUUUGCAACCCAAAAGCAAGAAGUCCAAGAACAAGGAAUCUGGUGAGAUUCGUUUGAGCAUAUAUUUUUCUCAAAAGAAUGCAUCCAUGGAGUCAAAUGGUAGUGAUGAUCUACUAUUACAUCCAAGAACUAAAGAAUCACCUUCAAGAUCUUCCCCAGGCCAUUCAAACUCGUCUUCCCUUUCUAGUGAAGAAAUUACAUCUGCUAAGGAUGAAAAAUCGGGUACACAUAAAACAAUAACAGGUAGAAUUGCUCAAAUUUUUAAUAAGAGCUCUGAUAUAUAUUCAACCCGUAGAAGCAUUGACUUGGACCCAUCUGAAAUUUGUAAAGUAGAAGUUAGUGAGAUGAAUGAUGAAGAUCAGUCCUCUAAUGAGACUUUUGAAGAAGCUAUGAGAAAAAUACAGUCCGAAGAUCAAGGCAAUGAAAUUCCUAGCAAUUUACCAGCAGGAGUGUUUAUUGAUCAACUGUAUGUUAUUGCACCAGAAGACUUGAAUGAGUUGCUAUUUUCAUCAGAUUCAAAUUUUCUCAAGUCAUUGGCAGAGGUACAGGGUAGUACAGAGUUGGAGAUAGGACCUUGGAAGUUUGAGAAUGAUGGGGAGAUCUUAAAAAGAUUAGUUACUUAUGUCAAGGCUCCCAGUAAAUUAAUUAAGGCUGUCAAAGCCUAUGAGGAACACACAUAUUUAAAAGCCGAUGGGAAGAACUUUGCUGUUCUCGCCAGUGUCAGCACUCCUGAUGUUAUGUAUGGGAGUACCUUUAGGGUAGAAAUACUCUAUGUAAUCACACCUGGACCAGAGUUGCCAACAGGAGAACAGUGUUCACGUCUGAUUGUAUCAUGGCGAAUGAAUUUCUUACAGAGCACCAUGAUGAAAGGAAUGAUUGAAAAUGGGGCUCGGCAAGGCAUGAAGGAAAGCUUUGAUCAGUAUGCCACUUUGUUAUCUGAGACUGUUAAACCUGCUGAUCCAAAGGACCUUAGUUCCAAUAAGGAACAAGCUUUGGCAUCAUUACAUGCAGAACCUGAAUCAGAUUGGAGGCUUGCAGUGCAGUAUUUUGCAAACUUCACUGUGUUCACAACAGUUUUCAUGGGGUUAUAUGUGCUGGUUCACAUUUGGCUGGCUGCACCCAGCACGAUUCAAGGGCUUGAGUUUGGUGGGCUUGAUUUGCCAGAUUCAAUUGGUGAACUUGUUUUCUGUGCAGUCUUGGUUCUUCAAGGUGAACGCUUGCUGGGUAUAAUCUCACGCUUCAUAAAGGCCAGAGCACAGAAGGGUAGUGACCAUGGAAUCAAAGCACAAGGCGAUGGGUGGUUGCUUACUGUUGCCUUAAUUGAAGGAAGCAAUUUAGCUUCUGUUGAUUCUAGUGGGUUGUCUGAUCCAUAUGUAGUGUUUACUUGCAAUGGGAAAACAAGAACUAGUUCAAUAAAGUUCCAGAAAUCUAAUCCUACUUGGAAUGAAAUAUUUGAGUUUGAUGCAAUGGAUGAUCCUCCUUCCGUGAUGGAUGUGGUAGUUUAUGACUUUGAUGGACCUUUUGAUGACGCUGAAUCACUAGGACAUGCUGAAAUUAAUUUUCUGAAAGCAAACAUUACAGAUCUUGCUGAUGUAUGGGUUCCCCUUGAAGGAAAGUUGGCUUUGGCAUGUCAGUCUAAGUUGCACCUUAGAAUUUUCUUGGACAACACUAGAGGUGGUAAUGUUGCAAAGGAAUAUUUAAGUAAAAUGGAGAAAGAAGUCGGGAAGAAGAUUAAUUUGCGGUCUCCUCAAACAAAUUCAGCAUUUCAGAAACUCUUUGGUCUUCCAGCUGAGGAAUUUCUCAUCAAUGAUUUCACAUGUCAUUUGAAAAGAAAAAUGCCACUGCAGGGCCGCCUAUUUCUUUCAGCAAGAAUUAUUGGAUUUCAUGCAAAUUUGUUUGGAAAGAAGACAAGAUUCUUUUUCCUUUGGGAAGAUAUUGAAGAGAUUCAGGUCAUUCCUCCUACAUUUUCAUCAAUGGGGAGUCCAAUAAUUGUCAUAACUCUUCGGAAGGGUAGAGGUGUGGAUGCAAGGCAUGGUGCAAAAACACAAGAUGAACAAGGCAGGCUGAAGUUCCAUUUUCAGUCAUUUGUGUCUUUCAACGUUGCACACAGGACCAUCAUGGCUCUCUGGAAAGCCAGAUCCUUGAGUCCUGAACAGAAGGUUGAGUUUGUUGAAGAACAAUCUGAUAGCAAAAGCCUUAUAAGUGAAGAGAGUGGCUCAUUCCUUGAUCUGGAUGAUGUUAGCAUGUCUGAGAUUUAUUCUUGCUCUCUUUCAAUUCCUGCAAGUUACCUCAUGGAGAUAUUUAGUGGGGGCGAGUUGGACCGCAGGGUCAUGGAAAAGCUUGGUUAUCUUAAUUAUUCUUAUACUCCUUGGGUAUCAGAGAACCGUGAUAUCUCAGAGAGAGCUGUAUAUUACAAAUUUGAGAAGCGUAUUUCAAGUUAUAAAGGUGAAGUGACAAGUACUCAGCAAAGAUCUCCUCUUCCGGAUGGAAAGGGCUGGCUUGUGGAAGAGCUUAUGAACCUUCAUGGAGUUCCUCUUGGUGAUUAUUUCAAUAUACACCUUCGGUACCAAAUAGAGGAUUUACCCCCAAAAGCAAAGGGAUGUAGAGUGCAAGUAUUAUUUGGAAUUGAAUGGCUAAAAAGCUCAAAGAAUCAAAAAAGACUUACAAAGAAUAUCCUACAAAAUGUGCAGGAACGUUUAAAGGUGACCUUUGGUCUAGCUGAGAAAGAGCUUUCACCAAAAUAG
Sphenostylis stenocarpa is the source of this 3051-nucleotide messenger RNA. Lineage: Eukaryota; Viridiplantae; Streptophyta; Magnoliopsida; Fabales; Fabaceae. The record is from the annotation of a GenBank genome assembly.